Molecule: messenger RNA, 210 nt
Organism: Neogale vison (American mink)
Lineage: Eukaryota; Metazoa; Chordata; Mammalia; Carnivora; Mustelidae
Exons: 3
Source: RefSeq, a predicted model, not a curated record
ACACCCACACACGCCACACACACCCACACACGCCACACACACGCCACACACGCCACACACACCACACACACCACACACACCCACACCACACACACGCCACACACACCCACACACCCACACACACCCACACACACACACCACACACACCACACACACGCCACACACACGCCACACACACCCACACACGCCACACACACCACACACACCCAC